Mycotypha africana is the source of this 4818-nucleotide messenger RNA. RefSeq lists its product as uncharacterized. Bases 1 to 4818 code for a protein of 1605 amino acids. Lineage: Eukaryota; Fungi; Mucoromycota; Mucoromycetes; Mucorales; Mycotyphaceae. Gene Ontology annotation, molecular function: zinc ion binding; nucleic acid binding. The transcript is spliced from 3 exons. The record is from RefSeq and is a predicted model, not a curated record.
AUGGUCAUGCCCAUUGAAGUGUUAAGAGUAGAACAAAGUACUAUAUCUAAAGAAUUGGCUCGUUUUAGGGCCUGUGACCCUGAAACACGCAGCUUAUACUGUCGUGAAUGGGCCCAGUAUAUCCAUAAAAAGCACUUCGUUUGGAAUGCCAAAACACAAGAAGAAGUACCCGAAUCAAACGUCGUCACGCUGUCAGCAGGCCGAUUUCAGAUCAACCUGUACCGCGAAAGGCAUCACGAUGAUGAUGACGAUUAUUCAGACGAUGAAAACACUGUAAUAGUAAAGAAGGAUCGUUCGACUGUUAUGGCCAAACGUUUUGAGGCAUUGUUAGAUAAAUAUGAAGGCAAUAGUAACAAUUUAGAAAAAGACAGCGAAAGUUUGAUUAAGCAGAUCAUUAUGGAUAGUUAUAUGUGGAUGUCUUUACCCAGUGCUUUUUCAGGCUUACCCAAUUUGUUUGAACCUGUUGAAUUCAAUCCAUACCCGGAUCACAUUCCUUUAGUCGAUGACCCCAAAGACCCUUCUCAAAUCUUAGACCCUCUCAUUAUCGAACGUCAGUCUAUCUGUUUGCCAUCGGAUUGCUUCCAUUUACUCAAAAAUUUGACAGGUGAUAUUUUGUUAUCUCACACUACGCCCACUUGUCAUCACACUAAACCUGAAUCGAAGACACCUUCUGAUCUUGAAGUCGACCGCGCCAUUUGCAAUGAACAUGAAGCUAUAGCUGUAAAGCAAGCCCUUUCUGAACUGAACCUAGCGCUAGACAAUACUUGGCAACCGCUCAUAAACUUCUUGAAAAAAUUGGAUGAAAUAGAAAGUCGUCGAAAUCGACUCAUGGGCCAGGGCUGCCAAGCCGAAGUCGAUCGAUACUAUGAAAGCCAGAAGUAUAUUUCGUUUGUCGAUGUGUUUGCUAAGGAACUGCCCAAUUUUAAAAAAAAGAAAUCGACUGCUGAGGAGCUUGACAAAAUAGACACUCUAUUUGACAAUCAUUUUGAUCACCUAAAGACUCUAGUGAAACAGUUUUUGGAUGAAUUUGUACAGGACCAUUUGAAAAAAGUAUUGGAAUUAACAACCGAUUUAUGGAAGCUGAUUGUGCCCACCAUUUAUGAAAUGGGUGAGCGUAUGUCUCAAGGUGUGAUUAACAACAUCAACAGUAGCAGCGAUCCCAACAGCAAUAGCAACAACAAAAUUAAAGAAUCUUUAAAGUCUCUGGAUUUCGAUUCAUUAAAGCAAAUGGAAUCUACAAAGGAAGUUGAAGCCGCCUCUCAGCGUGUGCUCAACAACAUCAAAUCCAAAGUCGAUGCUUAUCUCCAAGAGAUCGAUGGUCUUGUCAAACUUUAUCGCGAAUCGUCUCGACCCACUCUGAGUAGUCGGGUAGACAGACUGAAUAACAAAGAUUUCAAAAAGAAGAUCAAAAAGUUGGAAAGCGGCUACUAUACCAUUCGUCAGACUUUCCGUUACGAAGUCACCGAGUAUAUUUUCCCUGAAUCUUUGUUUUGUAAGUUUUCUCUGGUGUGUUUAGAGCCCUUAAUGCAAGAGGGUGAAGUUAUGGAAGCCGUCACUAUUGAAAAGGAAGUAAAGCGAUUUAUGGAAUCACAUCAAAAUUUAAUGCAACAACGUUGUGCUCUACUCCAUGAUUUUGAAGAAGGUGUACAGACGGGUCGUCGGGAACUAGCUGGUAUAUUGGGUAAAUUAUUUUUAAAGGAAGGAAUGCGUAUUCAAGGAGAUAAUUUAGCCUUGAAGCGCCAAAACUCGUUGUUAAAAUCGAUGGGAGCAUUGCCCACGGAAGGUGAUAAUAGUACCCAGGGUACCAGUAGUAGUAAGAAAAAGUCAAAGAAGAAAAAAGGAACCGCCGCCUCAACCUCUAGUGGAGUAAGCACACCUAUAGAGACGCCUUCUUCGCCUGUGUCGACGACAAACACCGCCACAAAAAAAGGAAGGGCUUCUGGAUCAAAUGCUGAGCCUGAGAAGGAAGAGGUCAAAUCCAACCCUUCCAAACCCGCCGCUACUAUCACUACUAAGAAUAAGAAGGCUACUGCAUUAAAAGAUGAUUCGGAACCGGUCCAAACAUCUGUCACUACCACUACUAUCGACACUCUAGUGAAUGCAAAUAAUAACGCCAGUCCUAAACUUAUAAAGAAGAUUGACGCUGAACAACCAAAAAAAGCUGUCGCAACGGAAAGUAGCAAAGAUAAACCAUCAAAGACUUCCAAAAAAGCUACUGAUAGUGCUGAUACAACCAGCACUUCUACCACUCCUACCAGUUCUGUUAAGAAUAAGGAGGCUCCGGUCAAGCCUGUCAAAGAGAAGAAAACCAUCAUCGUCGAUAAGAAGCAAAAGCCAGAAGUGACAUCAGAAAAUGGUGAUGAUGUUCCAGAUUGGGAGACUAUCAACAGCAAUUUGCCAAUGGAUAAACUUGUUACUACCGCUUCGGAUCCAACAGUAAAGAGGGAUGAGUUCCCUAAUGAUACUGGUGUUGUUGAUUUCGAAUCAUUGAGAGCUGAUGUUGUACAACAAAAUAAAGCAGUAGUGCCUGAGGACAAUAAUGAAGGAUGGGCUACCGUUGUCUCAAAGAAAAAGUCGAUCGUCACCAUUCCCAAAAGUGAUAAUUCUUCAGCUAUAGACAAUAAUGAAUCCAUCGUUGCCACAGAUAGUAAAAAUGUUGAUGAUGGAUGGUCUACUGUUAAGAGCAAAAAGGCAGGCAGUAAAGUUGAUGAUAAUGUCAGCCGUAAAUCAUCGAAUUCAGACGAAAAUACGAAUACUGAUAUUUGCAGUACCACGACGAAGAAAAGACUCUCUGACUCUGAUGGUUGGGGUUCUUCUACUCCAGUGGCUACGAAAUCCAAGGAUAAUAACAUUGGUAAUCAUAAUGCUGAUAAGCAGACUAGCGGCGGUAGGCAAUCUGCGCACGUCGGUAACGGUUGGACUGCCUCUAAUGACGAAGAGAAAUUAGAAAAUGUAACUGAUCGUUUAAAUACUGGUGUUGAUGUUACGGCUCAUACGAAAGAUGUUAAUGAUGGCCAUGGCUGGGGUGCAACUAGCAAGAAAGGAAAAAAUGAUGGUUGGUCCUCCUCUGCUACUGCGCCCGAUACUCAUAAAAAAGAAGGGUGGAAUGCAGAGACAAAUGCCGAUGGUAGCUGUUCCUCUCUCCCAACAACGUCAUUAACAACCACUGCCACUAGUAAUAAUAAUACCUGGGGUAUUCCCUUAGAUAGUAAACCUGCUAACAAUAGCUCGGACGCUGUCACUGCUAAAGGAAGUAGCACAUUCCCUAAGAAAAAGUCUGGGGCUGAUUCGGAUGAUCAUUGGAGAUUGAAGAAGAAUGAUGAAAAUGACAAUAGCUGGCGCAGAAGUACAAGUGAUAGCAAUAACUGUUCAGCUGACAGUGCAACAGAUGGUAUUGCUGGAGGAUGGAGUGCUAAUACAAGUACGAAUGGCACGACAACACUGUCAUCUUCACUGACAGAUGGCUGGGGCUCUAUAAAGGAGGAUACUAAGCGUGCUGAUAAUGCACUUGGUGGUUGGGGAACUCCAUUAAAAAGCUCAGCUGUGCUUACUGACGGAUGGGGUAGGUCGAAUAAAUCUUUAAGACCUAAGGAUACUACGCCUAUCACUGCAGUAAGCUGGGGCACAGGCAAACUGCCCUGGGAGGAGGAGCCUAGUAAGAAUAAGGGACAGCAAUCUAUCGAACAGCAGGCUCCCAUUUCAACAUUUAACUCGCGUACCAACACAGAAGCAGUUAAAGAAACAUCAAAACCAAGCUCUGAAUCUUUAACGAGUAAGGCGGAAUCUCUUCAGCGUAUACCAGCAACUUUCGCUUCCCAUCAUAAUCAACGAUCUAUCUCUGCUACCACCGUCGCCACUCCUCCACCUGGUAUCACUGCUCUAAAUAGCAAUCUUAAUACUAUACAAGCGGAUGUAGUAUCACCUGGCUCACAAGUAGCUCAGCAAAUGCACCAGCAAUCUACAACCCCAACACCCAUGACAUCAUCUUCUACCAUGCUACCAACGUCUACUAUGGCACCCAGUUUCGCAUCAUCUUCACUAUUAGUUCAGCAAACACCGUCAGCCAUACCAGCAUUACAACAACAGCAACAACAGCUCUCUUCCAGUAAUAAUUUGUUAUCUUUGAAUCCUACUUUGAGUAGCUCCCUCUUAGCAAGCACUACUCAAUUGCAGGAACCUUUACCUCCCAAUUUUAACGAAAUGAAUGCUGAUAUGCUGCGUAUUGUCGUAAGCAAGCUUCAUCAAGAAAAUGCUACACUUUUAAGAUCUGUGUAUAGCUUACAACAUGAUUUAAGUAUGAUGACGAACCGUUAUUCAGAAAUUAUGGCUUUAGGGAGAGAACGUGAAGCUCAAACGCUGGCCUUAUUUGAAAGUAAGAAGCAAACGGAAAUGGAAGAAACUCGACGUUAUGUAUUGUCAUUGGAAGCUCGUGUCAAGCAAUUAGAAGAACAGCUGAAGAAUAACAACGGCAACACCAGCGGAUUCUUUGGCGGUGGCGGAAACAGCAACAAUAACAGUACAACAGCAGGUUUUGGAAGUCAGGAUUUAUUUGCUGGCUAUAGAGUGGAGAUGUCAACGACCCCAACUUCUGGCAACCAAAAUAACGAAGGUCAUCCUGCUUAUCAUCAUCGCAGCAACAGCAACAGUGGUCAUAGCCAUCACAAUCGACACCAUAGUGGCAGAAAGUUAUGGCAAAAGAAUUCGGUGAUCCGUUGCGGUAACUGUGGAGAAGUUGGCCAUGCCAGUGCUGAGUGCAAGGGUUAUUGUCGUUAUUGCGGAAGUCUUGAGCAUUUGUCGGAAGCUUGUCCUAUGAACUAA